Messenger RNA from Thermochaetoides thermophila DSM 1495, 522 nucleotides. RefSeq lists its product as uncharacterized. The record is from RefSeq and is a predicted model, not a curated record. The coding region runs from base 1 to 522 and encodes 173 amino acids. The transcript is spliced from 2 exons. Lineage: Eukaryota; Fungi; Ascomycota; Sordariomycetes; Sordariales; Chaetomiaceae.
AUGAUAAACAUGCUAAUGGGCAACCGCAAAUCCGAUUCCUCCAAAGACAAAUCCAGCAUGUCUAUGUCCAACGACACCCCGAAAGAAAUAAUGGAAGAACAGCACAUCUACCCCCGCAAACUCACCCGCCCCGAAGCCUCGACCCUCAAAAAAUACGACAUGGCCAUCUCCCCUUCCCAGUUAGCUACCCUACCCCCCGGCGCAACCCCCACAAAGGGUGUUCGUCGCCGCCGUCAACAUCUCCGUCCUGAACCUGAACUCCUCCCUAUGGAUAUGGUCUCCUCGGGCCGACAGCGCGAGCCAUUGCGUAAAAGUGAGAUCUCGGAAAUGGGGAGGGCCGCGGCGAAGGCUAAUGCGGGAUUGCAAGGGGUCCCUGGGAGGGGAGAGUUGCCUAAACGGGAGGGAAAGGGGAGUUUAUGGAAGGGGGAGAGGUUUGCUCGAGGAGAGUUGGUGCCUGAUGAGCGGGCCAUGAUGGGGGAGAUUCCGCCGGCAAGUGUGACAGAGGUAGGGAGGAAGAUGUAA